GCUAGAGAAGAGCAGUUUUGUAUGAAAAGUCAGCUCUCCACCUCUCCGAGAACCAUUCUUCUCUCUUCCUAUUCUUUCUUUUUGUUCCAUUUACUACCUUGAAAAUCCAAAAUCUUGCUUUCUCUUGUUUCUUGUUUCUUGCUUCCUCAAAAACCAAAACCCAUCAUCCCAAUUCUCAUCUUCUCGAGGAAAAAAUCUUCUACGUCUGUUUUUGGUGCAGUACCAAAUGCUCAAAAGCUGUUAUAGAUGAUGGUGUCUUUGCCUUAAUAGCAUGUGCAACUUGUUUGUUCUUGGCAUGGACAAGUAUCAAGGUGAUUUAACUGAUAUAGUUCGAGGCACUGGUGGUCCGCUUGGAUGUGGCGCUGCUUCUGCUUCUGAUGUUUCUUCUCCCACCUGGAAAUUCCCUUCCGAUCCAAUCAAUUUUCAGCCCAGUACUACUACCCCUUUCGGUGAUCCCUUCUCCACCAUGCGGGAUCCACUUCUCACCGAGCUCAACGCCGCCGGUUCCAACUAUUUCGGCAGCCCAACUUCCAGUGACAUGAUGAUGAGCACUAGUAUGGAAGAUACAGUCACUGGAUUCUACGGUGCAAGUAGUAAUAUUCAGACAACCUGCAGUAUUUUCCCUCGGAUUCAGAUCUCCCCGGCUCCUCCAAAACUUCAGGUGUCGCCAUGUGACUCGCCGGUAAUAGCUGCGGCUCCUUCCCCUGCCGUGGUCCCAAGCGACAUGAGCUCUAAAGGAUGUUUGAUGGAUAACACCGGGCCGGUGCAGAUCUCGUCUCCGCGGAAUCUGGGAAUCAAGAAGAGGUUGGGGAAGUGCCAGGCGAAGAAGGUUGUUUGUAUCCCAGCACCGGCUGCUGUAAACAGCAGGUCAAGUGGAGAAGUCGUUCCUUCUGAUCUGUGGGCAUGGAGGAAGUAUGGUCAAAAACCAAUCAAAGGUUCUCCAUAUCCAAGGGGGUAUUAUAGGUGCAGCAGUUCAAAGGGUUGCUCAGCGAGGAAGCAAGUGGAGCGGAGCCGGACUGAUCCCAACAUGUUGGCGACAAAGGACGAAAUGAAGGAGAGCAGCAACGACACAUUCUCUGAUCCCGUUGUUCCAGGUAGCUCGACAGCGAGCGUAAAAGAAGAGAUGGAAGACAUGGAGAAGCAGCUGGAGAUGGAAGAUGCAGAUAUAUUUAAUGCUGAUGAAGUUUUCCCUCACAGUUACAAACCUACAUUGCCAGAUUCCACCCACCAUCACCCGGAGGACUUCUUCGCUGAUUUGGACGAGUUAGACGCCGAACUCUUGUUCGCCAAAGGAGAGGACCAGAAAGAAAACAGCAGCAAGGGAGGCAUGGAUUUUAGUUUCUUUGACUGGGACAACAAUUCAUUUGGAGAAGAUCACAAAGGGGGUUUAUAACAUGACCUUGAAAGCAAAAGCACAGGCAUAAACAGAGGAGUUUUGAUCUCCACAAAAAAAAAAAAAUUAAAAUUAAAAAUAAGUUAAGUCUUUUCGUGGUGAAAGAUGAUGAUUUGAUUCAAUUCAAGGUCCUGGUAUAAACCUCUUUUUAUAUAUUAUUAUGGUUUUUGAAAUGGGCAAUUCAAUGCAAAUAUAUGUCUGUAGGCUGUAGUUACUUUUUUUUUUUUUUAAUCUUUCUUGUUAUUUACCAGAAUUUGUCAGGAGAUUAGGAGAGAGGGAAUGAGGUAAAAGACGACAGUGGAAGCAACUGAAUUGGGAUGAGUCCCACAUUCCUUUUGGAAUAUGGAUGGAUGGGACAGAAAGCUGAUGAACAGAAGGUUACAACAGUAAAAACAAGUACAUGACUGGAAAACUCAGAGAGGAGAUGGAUUCAAGGAUGGGACUUUGCUCUGCCCUUUUCCAUCUUUUCGAGUGGGGAAAAUUAUUCAAGCAUAACUUUUUCUUUGCUAUUCUUCAUGUGGCCAAAUUUUUUAUAUUUAUUUUUGAUUGCAACAACAAUGAGAUUCAAGUGAGGAAACAAAUGUUCAUUACCUAU
Molecule: messenger RNA, 1988 nt
Organism: Rubroshorea leprosula
Lineage: Eukaryota; Viridiplantae; Streptophyta; Magnoliopsida; Malvales; Dipterocarpaceae
Source: the annotation of a GenBank genome assembly